Messenger RNA from Aspergillus japonicus CBS 114.51, 1096 nucleotides. Its product is annotated as putative mitochondrial carrier protein. Gene Ontology annotation, molecular function: S-adenosyl-L-methionine transmembrane transporter activity. The transcript has 3 exons. Gene Ontology annotation, cellular component: mitochondrial inner membrane. Bases 20 to 1096 code for a protein of 358 amino acids. Lineage: Eukaryota; Fungi; Ascomycota; Eurotiomycetes; Eurotiales; Aspergillaceae. The record is from RefSeq and is a predicted model, not a curated record.
AUAGAGUCACGCAAAGACAAUGCCCAACACUAACUCCGACAUCUGGCUCUCCGGCGCCUUCGCCGUCGUCAUCACCGAUCUCAUGGUCUACCCCUUCGACACCCUGAAGACGCGCCUGCAAUCCCCGAACUAUGCCACCGUCUACAAGGACGCGACGACCGGCCAGAUCAAGCGCGGCGUGCUGUUCAAGGACCUGUACCAGGGCGUGGGCAGCGUCGUCCUCGCCACGAUCCCAGCCUCAGGAGCAUUCUUCACCACCUACGAAGCAAGCAAACAAGCCCUCACGCGCCUCCUCUCCACCAGCACCACCAGCACCACCAACCAUCCACAAAAGCCCACCCCGCUCCUCCCAACCCCCCUCCUCCACUCCAUGGCCUCCUGCACCGCCGAAGCAGUCUCCUGCUUCAUCCUCACGCCCGCCGAGGUGCUCAAGCAGAAUGCCCAGAUCGUCCACAGCAGUGCCCCAACCAACAGUACCACAAACCCCAGCCACCCAAAAAACAUCACCCUGACCAUCCUCCACCGCUUCCGGCACCGGCCCUGGAAACUCUGGAGCGGGUACACGGCGCUCCUCGGCCGCAACCUGCCGUUCACGGGGAUCCAGUUCCCGAUCUUCGAGUUUGUCAAGGGGAAGGUGGUGGGGUAUCGGGAUACCAACACCAAGGCCAAGACCGCCGCCGGCCGUGGUGGGGAUGCGGGGGGAUCAGGGACGACAUCCCCCGAUCGAAACCAGAACUCGAUCGCCGAACGGGUGUAUGUGACGGGCAUCGCCGGGAGUGUGGCGGGGACGAUUUCCUCGGUGGUGACGACGCCUAUCGAUGUGGUCAAGACGCGGAUGAUGUUGGCGGCGACGGAGACGGCGGAGGAGGAGUCCGUCAAAAGGAAGAGGAGCGGGGCGUGGGCGGUGGGGAAGGAGGUUUAUGGGAAGGAAGGGGUGCAAGGGUUGUUUCGGGGCGGGGCGUUGCGCGCGUUCUGGACGGCGAUCUCGUUUGGGAUCUAUUUGAGUAUGUAUGAGGGGGGCAAGGUGUAUUUAGGGAAUCGGCGGAUGGAGAGGGAGCAGAAGAUAAGAAGAGAUGAGGAAGGGGCGCUGUUGUAG